This is a messenger RNA of Hyaena hyaena (striped hyena), 1050 nucleotides long. RefSeq names its product solute carrier family 10 member 1 (gene SLC10A1). Bases 1 to 1050 code for a protein of 349 amino acids. The record is from RefSeq and is a predicted model, not a curated record. Gene Ontology annotation, biological process: bile acid and bile salt transport. Gene Ontology annotation, molecular function: bile acid:sodium symporter activity. Lineage: Eukaryota; Metazoa; Chordata; Mammalia; Carnivora; Hyaenidae. Gene Ontology annotation, cellular component: membrane. The transcript has 5 exons.
AUGGAGCCCUACAAUGUGACUGGCCCGCUCAACUUCACCCUCCCCCCCAACUUCGGCAAGCGGCCCACCGACAAGGCCCUGAGCGUCAUCCUGGUGUUCUUGCUGCUCCUCAUCAUGCUCUCGCUGGGCUGCACCAUGGAGUUCAGCAAGAUCAAGGCCCACUUCUGGAAGCCCAAGGGGCUGGCCAUCGCCCUGAUAGCGCAGUAUGGCAUCAUGCCCCUCACCGCCUUUGCAUUGGGCAAGGCCUUCCAGCUCAAUAACAUUGAGGCGCUGGCCAUCCUCGUCUGCGGCUGUUCGCCUGGGGGGACCCUGUCCAACGUCUUCAGUCUGGCCAUGAAGGGGGACAUGAACCUCAGCAUCGUGAUGACCACCUGCUCCACCUUCUGUGCCCUGGGCAUGAUGCCCCUCCUCCUGUAUGUCUACUCCAGGGGCAUCUACGCCGGGGACCUGAAGGACAAGGUACCCUAUGGCGGCAUCAUGGUAUCACUGAUCCUGGUUCUCAUUCCCUGUGCCGCCGGGAUCUUCCUCAAUGCCAAACGGCCACAAUAUGUCCCCUAUGUCAAGAAGGGCGGGACAAUCAUCAUGCUUUUGUUAAGUGUGGCCAUCAUAGCACUCUCGAUCAUCAAUGUGGGCAAGAGUAUCAUGUUUGUCAUGACCCCGCACUUGCUGGCCACCUCCUCCCUGAUGCCUUUCAUUGGCUUCGUGCUGGGCUACAUCCUCUCUGCUCUCUUCCGCCUCAAUGGGCAGUGCAGGCGCACAGUCAGCAUGGAAACUGGAUGCCAAAACGUUCAACUUUGUUCUACCAUCCUCAAUGUGACGUUCCCCCCUCAAGUCAUUGGGCCACUUUUCUUCUUCCCUCUCCUCUACAUGAUUUUCCAGCUCGGAGAAGGGGUUCUCCUCAUCUCCAUCUUUCGUUGCUAUGAGAGAAUCCAGCCUUCCAAAGAUAAGAUGAAAAUAACCUACACAGCUGCUCCAACUAAAACAGCAGUUCCAGAAACCCUAGGAAACGGCACCCACAAAGGGGAAGAGAGCUCCCCUUGCACAGCCUAG